CAUUUGGAGAGAAUUUGAAAUAAAAUGUGAUUUUGUUUUCAUUCGUCGAUCGAGUCGUCAAUCAUCGGAUCAAACGAUGGAUAAAACGCUUCAAAACCUGUACUACUCUUCGCUGCUGUCGGAGUCGCCGUCCGUCAGAGACAGCACUUCCAGACACGCCAACAGAUUCCUCAAUUCGUUUGAAAUGUCUUCAAUGCAUUUGUUGCCAUCAAAUCUCAUCAAUCAAAGUGUAUUCCUCAGCACCACAGCCAACGACACCUUCCAGUCAAACACUAUUCUUGAAGAGCCGGACGAGGAGUCCUUUUCGUCCGACUCUGCGCUCACUCUUUACCAGCAGUUCUUCGAGACGAACCAAAAAUAUGCCGCAAAUGAGGACAACGUCUUCGAGAUGUUGACCGAAUUCGAGCUCUUGUGUUGCGAUCACCUGAUGGUGACGUCGAGUCUCAUGAAGUCGAAAGUGAGACAUUCGGCCGAAACGAAAGACAUGAAUAAACUCGAGAAU
Molecule: messenger RNA, 502 nt
Organism: Oppiella nova
Lineage: Eukaryota; Metazoa; Arthropoda; Arachnida; Sarcoptiformes; Oppiidae
Source: the annotation of a GenBank genome assembly